UACCACUGUGGCGAGCGUCCCUGAACUCAUCAAAUCUUCGUGGUGGAGUGCAAACAAACGAACAGACUCGAGCAUGAAUCGAGUGAUUUGAGUUUCCAGGAGCUUCCGCUUCUCUCCGCUCGUCCUCACGCAACUUCCAGGAGUUCACACCAACAGAGUUGAGCCAUGGCCAAUAUUCAGAUCCGCAAAUAUCGAGAUGAGGAUUCCGAGGCAGUGAAGGAGAUCUUCACCAUGGGGAUGAGCGAGCACAUUCCUUCGUCCUUCAUGCACGUCCUGAAACAGCCGCUCAUGCAGAUGGUGCUCAUGAUCGUCUUCUGCGCUCUCAUCACCAGCUCCAAGUCCUUCCUGCUGCCCAUCCUGGCUCUCACCCUGUGCCUAGCCGGGGCCCGGCAGUUUGUCGUCUACAUGUUCAACCAAUACAUCGACGCCUCCCUCAAGAAGGACCUCAACAGCAUCAGUGAGACCUACCUGAACCAGAAGGACUCUGGUUUCUGGGUGGCUGAAAGUGACGGCCAGGUGGUCGCCACAGUGGCCUGCCUCCCCGCCGAGGAGGCGCCAGGGUGCCUGGAGCUGAAACGCAUGUCUGUGUGCCGCAGUCACCGCAGGAUGGGCAUCGCUAAGACUCUGUGUCAGACAAUUACUGAUUUCACUCGUGAGCGGGGCUACGCAGCGGUCAUCCUCCGAACCUCCAUGAUACAGACAGACGCUCAGAAGCUCUACGAGGACAUGGGCUUCCAGAAGAUAAGAGAGUUUGCUAUUCCUGAAUUUCCUGCCAAACUCCUGAACUUCAAUUUGCUUGAGUAUAGACUGGAUUUACAGAAAGACGGGAAAGGAGAGUGACUCGAGCAGAAAGACGAUUUAAGGUCCACUCUACCAUUCAUGAAUCAACAAAUCACUAUUGUUUUCAAAAGCCUUUUUUUUUAAUUGUCAGUUACUUGUAAUACAGUGGAAACUGCUUAUAGUGAUCAUGUUGGUCCCAGGUCUUUCUCUCUUAAUAUUAAUAAUACUAAUAUCUAAUACUUUUCUUAAAUGAGUGAAAUCUUUUAUUCGUAGCUGCAGGCUCAUUAAUUCAGCUCGUCUCUCAAGCUGACACACACACACACACACACACACACACACAUACAGACACACACAUCACUAUAUCCGGCUUCCACUGUAUUAGUUGAGGAAGGUUUGGUUUGCCCGUGGUCACGUUCUGUUCAUUUUGUAAAUGAUUUCAUUCAUUUCUACAGGAAACUCAAUUCAAUAGGCCGAAGUGGCUCCUUUAAUUUUGUAACUUUCCUUAUGUUAUUUGAAUUAAAAUGAAAGAUGCACUGAUGUGAUUAUCAACCCUGAUCUUAUUAUAGGGGAAACAGAUUUACAUGUUUAAAACAAAUGUGUAUAAAUUAUUUUGGCGUCUCCAGAUGAAGCUUUGUGAAGUAAAUGUUCUCAAGUGAUGAUAGUCAGAUACAUCUGGGGGCGGUGGAGUUUAAAAGAACCUCUGCUUGCUCUAUCUCUGCCUCGGGCCUUUGAUAUGUCAGACCAACCAAUCAUCAGUCCAGACUCCAAAGACAGAUGUAAAACAGAAAACAGUAAAUCCUAAUGAAAUAUUGGAUAUUAUUAGAAUAGUCAACUUACUGAUUGAUUAAUUGACGAGCUGGUGCAGCUCUUGUUGUGAACCUGUUGACACUAAUGAACUCUGAGAUAACAGAAUUGUCCGUAUGAUUUCAUGAUUAGCAAUGUGUUUGCAUUUCCCAUUCACAUGCCUGACACACAAUAAAACAUGAACUUCUUCUUUUCAUCUAAA
Platichthys flesus (European flounder) is the source of this 1786-nucleotide messenger RNA. It is a transcript of the gene nat8, whose product is annotated as N-acetyltransferase 8. Gene Ontology annotation, molecular function: N-acetyltransferase activity. The transcript is spliced from 2 exons. Bases 166 to 840 code for a protein of 224 amino acids. NCBI's taxonomy places the organism in Eukaryota, Metazoa, Chordata, Actinopteri, Pleuronectiformes, Pleuronectidae. The record is from RefSeq and is a predicted model, not a curated record.